Talaromyces rugulosus is the source of this 1962-nucleotide messenger RNA. RefSeq lists its product as uncharacterized. The transcript has 4 exons. Gene Ontology annotation, biological process: proteolysis. Gene Ontology annotation, molecular function: molybdenum ion binding; pyridoxal phosphate binding; catalytic activity. The annotation marks the transcript as partial. The record is from RefSeq and is a predicted model, not a curated record. NCBI's taxonomy places the organism in Eukaryota, Fungi, Ascomycota, Eurotiomycetes, Eurotiales, Trichocomaceae.
CUCGUCGACUCUGUGAACAGACGCAAAUUCUUAGCAGCAACAGAAGCCAUGGGCGACAUUGGCAUCGCAGUAGACCCCGCUACGCCCACCUCGCCAGAGCCGAUCACGGUGUUGGUUACCGGGUUUGGGCCCUUCAAAGACAAUCUCGUCAAUGCAUCGCAUCUGAUCGCAUCAUCUCUGCCUCCGUCAAUCGCUCUACCACCAACCUCUGGGAAGACUGGAGAAGCUCCGGCGCGAACAAUUCACAUUCAUGCGCAUCCGACGCCCUUCCCUGUCUCAUAUCACACUGUGCGCACGCUGUUGCCAACUAUCCUGGAGGACUUUGCCCGAGAUCACAAUGGCAAGCGCCCGGAUCUGACUGUACAUAUCGGCAUCGCGCCAAACCGCCAGUGGUAUUCUGUCGAGACGAGAGCAUUCCGCGACAACUACCGCAUCACCGACAUAAAUGAGAAACUGGGCUACGAUGAUGGUGAAAAGAUCUGGAAAGAAAAAGGCCUGCCCGCGGUCAUGUAUCCGCUGCCGGUGGACAACGCAGAUACAGCCAGUAAAGCAAAGGGCUCGGAACAUAAAAUCACACCCUUCCCUCCUAAUAGACAUUUCCUACAAACGUGGCAAUCGAAUGCAUCGCCGGGGACGGAUUUGCGCAUUUCCGACGAUGCGGGCCGGUAUAUGUGCGAAUUUAUCUUCUAUUCCAGCCUUGCUCUAGCAUAUGAAGAGCGCCGGCCUCAGUCCGUGAUGUUUUUGCAUAUUCCUUCGGCGACGGACGAUGCGAGCCUGGAACUGGGCGCCGAGGCUGCUGUUGCUCUUAUCAAGUCAGCGGCGAUCUGUUGGAUUGAUGAGGCCUUGGAUCCCAAAAAGACCGUCAAUGUCCAUCGCACGACAAUGGACAUCCUCAGCAACAUAAAAAUCCCCCCGGCGCCGCUGCAGCUGGCUAUCGCCGGCGCCCUCAUCCUCGCCCGCAUCCUCGCCAUCUUCAUCUGGCCACAGCUGCGCAAGCUGCAGUCCAACUGUCUCCAGCUGCUCGCGCGUCACCAGAGGCGUCAAUCCUACGAAAUCGUCACGCUGCGCGUGUACCCCAUCAAAUCAUGCCGCGGAUUCACGCUGCCCAAGACCACUUUACUGAAACACGGGCUGGACCUGGACCGGCGAUGGAUGUUUGUCGACGCCAGGACCGGCCGCUUCAUCACCAUUCGCCAAACCCCGCGCAUGACGCUGAUCAACCCUUCGCUGAGCGAGGAUGGCUUGCAGCUGCAGCUCCGUAUUUUCGGGGAUGACAAAGUCGUCAGCGUGCCUGCGAGACCGUCGGAGGAAUGGCUGCAGGCCAACACCACGCUCGGCGACGUCAAGAUUUGGAAUACUCGCACCGAUGGCUACUACUAUGGCCCCGAAGUGAACGACACCAUCUCUCAGUUCCUAAACCGACCCGUCUGUCUGGUUUACAAUGGCCCUACCGAACGCCUGCUCGAGGGAAACGGAAACGAAAAGAAUCUGGGUCGAGUGCAGAACACUCAUUUCGCCGACAUGAUGCCCGUGCUCAUCGCCUCUGAGUCGUCCAUUGGCGAACUCAACGCACGAUUGACCCAAAAAGGCGAGUCGCCCAUCACCAUUGAACGAUUUCGGCCCAACAUUAUCGUCAAGGGCAAUGCCCCUUGGUCGGAGGAUUCGUGGAAGACGGUAAGAAUCGUCCCGUCUGGCCCAAACACCAAAAACAAGAAACCAAUCGACAUUGAUGUCGUGUGCCGUUGUGCCCGCUGUCAGGUGCCCAAUGUGGAGCCCUCGACCGCCGAGAAGCACAGCAAUGAGCCGUGGGACACGCUCAUGUCGUAUCGUGUUAUUGACAAGGGGUCCAAGUAUAAACCCUGUUUUGGCAUGCUUUGCUGUCCGCGCAGCGAGGGCGAGAUUGCAGUGGGUAUGAAAUUGGAAGUGCUGGCAGAGACUGAUCAGCAUUUCAUUAUUGAUUAG